Messenger RNA from Carassius carassius (crucian carp), 1125 nucleotides. Its product is annotated as C-type natriuretic peptide-like. The record is from RefSeq and is a predicted model, not a curated record. Lineage: Eukaryota; Metazoa; Chordata; Actinopteri; Cypriniformes; Cyprinidae. The coding region runs from base 308 to 706 and encodes 132 amino acids. Gene Ontology annotation, molecular function: hormone activity; hormone receptor binding. Gene Ontology annotation, cellular component: extracellular region. The transcript is spliced from 3 exons. Gene Ontology annotation, biological process: receptor guanylyl cyclase signaling pathway; cGMP biosynthetic process.
GAGGUGUGUGUUGUGGGGGGUAAAGGAUAUAUAGAGACCUCAUCCUUACAUAUGAGUUACUAUUAACAUACUCAUCUAGCUCACAUUGACACACACUGACAUACAAACACCACUCGCAAUAAAUCAGAUUCCUGCACACAGAGGAAGGAAGAGAGUGGAGAGGAAAAGACAGGGAUGCUCUUAGCAGGUGCCAAAAACUGAGUUGAGAGAGAGAGACAGUGGCAUGGAGGACUAAAACAUUCAGUCAGGUUUUAAAAGCUCCACGAACUAUUAUUGCGGUGCAUUUGGGGCCAUUAUCAGUUGCACCAUGCUGUGCUCCUCUGUAUUUGUGGUGCUUCUAAUCCUUCUGGCCAAUCCGGUGCCAGGCCACACCCGAACCCUUCACACACCUGACAAAGCCAUGCAGGUCAUCGAGCAGUUCCUUGAGCGCUACAAUGACCUUUUGACCCUUGAUGAUCUUGAGAACCUCACGAGUGACCAGUCAGAAGAGCCCAUGCAGACCUUCAGCUCUGGGCUAAAGGGAGCAGAAUACCCCAAGUGGAUUGACAUACCUGUGCAGAGUGAGAAUGCCUGGCUCCGCCUCUUGAAGGGGGCUUUGGCCAAUCAGAAGCGAGCUCCACCAGACCGGUUACGGAGGGGUUGGAACCGAGGCUGUUUUGGCCUGAAACUGGAUCGGAUCGGCUCUAUUAGUGGCCUUGGCUGCUAAUAAUGAACUGAGAGACAGACCGAGAUGAUGAGAUGACUGUUGUCCCUCUUAGCUUUAGAUAGAGGUCAUUACCGAAUUCUAGUCAGGUUUGGAUCCUGUGAAAAGAGUUCUACAAAAGUUAGGUGGACAAAUUCAUUAUAUUGUGCAUUUCAAUAUACUUAUUUUUACAUUGGAUUUGAAGUGAGUUGUUGCUUGUAUAUUUAAUUUAUUUCUUAAUGAAGGUAGCAAGAAUUAAGUGUUUACUUUUUUCCUUGAGAUGUAGAUGAGAUACAGUCAUUUUGAUAAUCUGAUAGUAAUUUACUAAUAAGUAAAGAUCUUAAAGUAAUGUCUCAGAUAGCCUAAUGCAUGAUUUACAGAACAUAAACAUAUACUGCUCCCCUUCUGUGCUUUUUGCAUGAAUAAAAUUUCUGCCACAUCAA